AUGAGCACAAACUUGCUCCACCUGCUGCCGCGACCUUCCUCCAACUGUCACCAUGACCUUCUUCCCUCCACAGCCAGAUGCCGCUGGCGACAGGCCCCCACAACCUCCAACCCCUGCUACGGCCCACCCCCACCAUCCUCUGUGCUUCUUCCCCGACAUCGCAACCAGGGCACCAACCCACCGGUUCCUAUCAUGGCACUGGAGACUCUCAUCCGUGCUUCUUCCCCGCCGCUGCAUCCAAACAUGUCCAACCACCACCGCUGCCCGUGGAAGACGAGCAUCUACCGCCGCCGCAAGAUCGACUGGAGGUCAGAGAGAUCUGCCAGAGUGGUGGAGACAGGGGUGGAGCUCAGGACUAGGGAGGAGGUGCAUCACGGUGGCGCUCAAAAUGUCACAGUGAAAAGCUUUUUUGGUGUUGUGUGA
Messenger RNA from Triticum turgidum subsp. durum (durum wheat), 423 nucleotides. The record is from the annotation of a GenBank genome assembly. Lineage: Eukaryota; Viridiplantae; Streptophyta; Magnoliopsida; Poales; Poaceae.